UGGAUACUCAUCCAUCAGAGGUUGGACAGCACCGUUUGGAGUCCGUUCGGAUGGAGCAGUUAUCGAAACGGUUUCGGUUCGAUUUCCACGGCGUACUACUGGUUCGGAUUGGAACCGAUCUACCAACUCGUCAGUGCCAAGCAGUACAUGUUGAAGAUUGAGGUUCAACUCACCAAUGGCCUGUACUUCGUCGAUCAGUAUUCCACCUUCAAUUUGAAGGACGAGGCUGGCAAGUACGCCCUGCACACAUCGGGCUGGACCGGGACCAACACCGACAUUUUCGAUUACUCUCUUUUAGGCUGCCGACCCGACGGUCAGAAGUUCUCGACCUACGAUAAUGAUAAUGAUGGACUGCUGGUGAACUGCGCCAGUCAGAACGGAGGGGGCUGGUGGUUC
Molecule: messenger RNA, 396 nt
Organism: Helobdella robusta
Lineage: Eukaryota; Metazoa; Annelida; Clitellata; Rhynchobdellida; Glossiphoniidae
Exons: 2
Source: RefSeq, a predicted model, not a curated record